AUGCCUUCUGGCCUUCCCACUGCCCCCGAUACUGAGAUCGGCUUCCAGCCACCUCCUCCCCCCAAGGGCCCCCUCCACAAUAUCCGCAAAGGUCUUGUGGGCCUCAUCCCCUUGCCUGAACUUGGCGAGAAACCAGUCACCUACAAUCCCGUCAUCAUCGUCCUCACGGGCUAUCUUGAGGCCAUCAUGCCUGGUGCUCUAGAUGAAGCAGUCCACUUGGCAUACCAGCAGAUUCCUCAGUUCAUGGACAAGCUGCAUAUCAGCGAUGCCCGAUCCUUCCUAGACUUUGCCAACGAUCUCCUCAAAUGGGUUCCUCAUGAGAACUAUGAGGGAAAAGAUAUCUACGAUAUUCUCUGCAUGUUCUACUUCAUCAUCGACCAACCUCCUCUGGCGGACUUGCAGACUUCCAUCUCGCCUGAUCAGGUCGGUCAGCCACUCACCUGGCUCUCCUCAUGGAUAGUCGUAUAUGCUCAGCUUAUUGGACUGUUCAUGGACUCGCCUGCCUCACUCACGAAAGAGUCUCUUGAGAGUUUCAGUCAAAAGAACUCUCCCAAGUACAACUACGACGAAGCUCUGGUUCCUGAGGGCGGUUUCCGUACCUUUAACCAGUUCUUCUCUCGCCAUCUUAAGCCUGGCAUGCGACCUAUCACAGAGCCAGAGAACGACCGUGUUAUUGUGUACCCAGCCGACUGCACGUAUGACAAUUCGGUUGCCAACCAGAAUAUUGUCAACAUUGAGUCUGACGGAGUGGUCAUGAUCAAGAAUCUCCCCUGGACCAUCUCGUCUCUUCUUCAGGGAAGUGAAUACGCAGAUGAGUUCCAUGGUGGUGUGUGGAUGCACGCCUUCCUCAACACCUUCAAUUAUCACCGUCAGCAUGCUCCUGUCGCUGGCGAGGUCCUUGAAGCAAAGAACAUUCAAGGUGCUGCGUACAUGGAAGUCAACUCCAAGUGUGAGCCCAUGCGUGUCAUGUGCGGUCCAGACGCUCCUGAUACACCUGGAUAUCAAUUCUUGCAGACCCGGGGCAUGAUCAUCAUCGACAACCCCGUUCUGGGCAAGGUUGCUGUUCUUCCCAUUGGUAUGGCACAGGUAUCAUCCGUUAAGAUAACAGUUCAGAAGGGUGAUAGACUGCAGAAGGGACAAGAGAUUUCGUACUUCCAGUUUGGAGGAUCGGAUGUCAUUUGUGUGUUCCAGCCUAAGGCGGGGCUCAGAGUUGAGGAUUUCGUUGCUUCAUCCAACAACACGUACUCCAAGUAUGGUACUAUCUUGGCAAGAGCUCCUCAAAAGUAA
This is a messenger RNA of Fusarium fujikuroi IMI 58289, 1287 nucleotides long. RefSeq names its product related to phosphatidylserine decarboxylase 2. Gene Ontology annotation, molecular function: phosphatidylserine decarboxylase activity. The record is from RefSeq and is a predicted model, not a curated record. The coding region runs from base 1 to 1287 and encodes 428 amino acids. NCBI's taxonomy places the organism in Eukaryota, Fungi, Ascomycota, Sordariomycetes, Hypocreales, Nectriaceae. The transcript has a single exon. Gene Ontology annotation, biological process: phospholipid biosynthetic process.